Molecule: messenger RNA, 840 nt
Organism: Perca fluviatilis (European perch)
Lineage: Eukaryota; Metazoa; Chordata; Actinopteri; Perciformes; Percidae
Gene: ranbp1
Product: RAN binding protein 1
Exons: 6
Coding region: 136-786 (216 amino acids)
Biological process (GO): positive regulation of mitotic centrosome separation; nucleocytoplasmic transport
Cellular component (GO): cytoplasm; nuclear pore; centrosome
Molecular function (GO): GTPase activator activity
Source: RefSeq, a predicted model, not a curated record
UGGGCGCGGGCAUACGUAGGAAAUUCGGCGCGCGAAAGCUGUAGCAGGAAGUGAGAGCAGCCGAGGGUAACGGCGGCCAGUCUGGGUUUUGAAUCUAUCCAACUACUUCCAUAAUCUACAAACAUCUACAUUAAUAUGGCAGACCCGAAGGACCAGGAAGAGCCUGAAACCACUGCAGAUAAUGCAGAGGAUUCUAAUCAUGAUCCCCACUUUGAGCCCAUCGUGUCCCUUCCUGAGCAAGAUGUGAAAACAUUAGAAGAGGAUGAGGAGGAACUCUUUAAAAUGCGGGCUAAACUAUAUCGUUUUGCCUCUGAGAAUGAUCCACCAGAGUGGAAGGAGAGAGGAACAGGUGAUGUCAAGCUGCUGAAACACAAAGAGAAGGGCACAAUCCGCCUUUUGAUGAGGAGAGACCGCACCUUGAAGAUUUGUGCCAAUCAUCACAUUAUGCCUAGCAUGGAGCUGAAGCCCAACGCCGGCAGUGACAGGGCAUGGGUGUGGAACACACUAGCAGAUUAUGCUGACGAAAGCCCUAAACCUGAACUCCUGGCGAUACGCUUUUUAAAUGCAGAAAAUGCUCAGAAGUUCAAGGGAAAGUUUGACGAGUGCAAGGAGGAGGUCAAAAAAAGUCUUGAUGGAACAGGCAACACUGAUAGCGCAAACAAAGUGGCAGCAAAGCUGGAGGAACUCUCUGUAAAGGACAAGGCAUCAGAAGAAAAAGAGGUCAAAAAGGAGACUGAGGUGAAAGAAGAUGAGAAAAAAGAGGUGAAGGCUGAGGAGAAGAAUUGAGAACCAAGAACUUGCUUUGCUGAUCUUCAAUAUAUCAGUGUUUCCUCUUUUUCU